GAUACCCAAGAGCGCGCACAGGCGCGCGCGCGCACAGACUUGCGCGCACCGGGACUCGCAGCCGGGUCCCUCCUUGAGUCACGCUCUCCCUCCCCUCCCGGGGAUGGGGAGCCGGGCGCUCGGCGCGGAGCCCGACGUCUGGAUGUGAAUUAUUAAAAAGAAAAUGGCCCAACAGAGCCCAGCAUUUCCUUCUCUUGUCACUGAAGAAAGAUAUAAUAUAAGGAAAAUAUGCAUCAAAGGCGGGUUCGAACCAUGCCCCGCCACAGCCAGUCUCUGAGCAUGGCCCCCUACUCCUCUGUGAGCCUGGUGGAGCAGCUGGAGGACCGCAUCCUCUGCCACGAGAAGACCACGGCCGCGCUGGUGGAGCAUGCCUUCCGCAUCAAGGACGACAUUGUUAACAGCUUGCAGAAGAUGCAGAACAAAGGGGGUGGGGACCGGCUGGCCAGGCUGUUCCUGGAGGAGCACAUCCGGAACAUAACUGCCAUCGUGAAGCAGCUGAACAGAGACAUCGAGGUCCUGCAGGAGCAGAUCCGUGCCAGGGACAACAUCAGCUAUGGGACGAACUCUGCUCUGAAGACCCUGGAGAUGCGGCAGCUGUCAGGCCUGGGUGACCUGCGGGGCAGAGUGGCGAGAUGUGAUGCCAGCAUAGCCAGACUGUCUGCAGAGCACAAGUCGACCUACGAGGGGCUGCAGCACUUGAACAAAGAACAGCAGGCUGCCAAGCUGGUCCUGGAAACGAAAAUCAAAGACGCAGAAGGCCAGAUUUCCCAGCUGCUGAGCAGAGUGGAUUUGUCCAUCUCGGAGCAGAGCACCAAGCUGAAGAUGUCCCACAGGGACAGCAACCACCAGCUGCAGCUCCUAGACACUAAAUUUAAAGGUACUGUCGAGGAGCUCAGCAACCAGAUUCUUUCUGCCCGGAGCUGGCUGCAGCAGGAACAGGAGCGGAUAGAAAAAGAACUUUUGCAGAGGAUUGACCAGCUCUCCGUGGCGCUCAAGGCAAACAGUGCAGCCAGUGAGAGGGACGCGGAGAUGCUCGGCCAGUUGUCAGCCCGACUGGACAAGCUAGAGGACACCCAGAGGAGGAGCCCAGAAGGUGCCAGGACCAAGCAGGAGGAGGACAGGGUGCACGGGCGGAUCACCAAGCUGGAGCUCCAGAUGCAGGAAGGCUUGCAGGAAAUGAAAGCGGAAGUCAACGCCGGGUUCACUGCCAUCUACGAGAGCAUCUCCUCCCUCAGGCAGGUGCUCGAGGCCAAGAUGAAGCUGGACAGGGACCAGCUGCAGAAGCAGAUCCAGCAGAUGCAGAGGCCAGAGGCUCCCCUGUGACCGGGCCGCCACCAGAGGGAUGCUCGGAGGUGUCGCCUCGGGCCUGGGCCCCGGCUCCUGAGGCCGGGCCAGCGCUGUGCUGCUUCCUGUGUGUGCAGGAAGCGGUCUCCACGGCCUGGACAUUUACCUUCGUGUCCAACACACUCUUUCUGCAGUGUAUUCAAUCCAGUUUUUAUUUCACUGCUCUAAAUUCAGUGGACGCCCCACCCCCACCCUGGGAAAGGCUUUGGUCCUCAUUUUAUGAAUGAAAAGACUUAAUUUUUUUUCAAUGCUUGAUGCUCUGACCAAGACUAUUUAAUAUUUUGAAAAAUGUCGUGGUGAGUUUUUUAAAAAAUUAAGAAAGCAAGCCAGGCGUGGUGGCACACGCCUGUAAUCCCUGCACUCGGGAGGCUGAGGCAGGAGGAUCCCUGCAAAUUCAAGGCCAGUCUGGGCUACAAAGUGAGCUGAACUAUAUAGGGGAGACCCUGUCUCAGACAAACAAAACAAAAACAAAAAACAAGCAAACAAACAAAAAAAAAUGAGUUGUCACAGAAAUGUGUCACUGAAAUUUCUCAAUCAAGACUGUACCGAUAAAUUGGAAUUCAACCUUUGAGUCUACAUCCGGGGUUUAUUACUGUUCUCCGUGUUUCUUUAUAUUGCCUGUCUUCCUGUCAAUCUUCUGUCUUUUCUAAGGGGGAGAGAUUUAACAAUAGGGAAAAAAAACCCUGCCAUUUCUAUAAUGAAAAUAGAUUUACAACUGAUAACUGCCAUAUAGAUUGGAAAUGAAAAUGGAAAUUUCAAACAUUCUGGGUACUACAAGGCACAAUAUUUACAGCCACCUAGAUGUACCAGGUUUUAAUAUGUAAAGCUAUUUUUUAAUUAGCCACAACUUGUAUAGUGAUAGCCAUAUAUUUACUGAUGGAACGGUGGUUAACUGUUUGUUGAUGCACAAUUAAUUACUCAUUAAUCAUGAUGGGAUGUGAGAAUUUUCCAGACUUUAUGACCUCUCUAAAUGUUUCCAAAAUUGGCACCCAGUGCCAGGGUUUAUAUACAUUUAUUGUAACUGUAUUCUUGUGCCUUGGUCUAAUCACAUCCGUGCACUGUACCCUAUAAAAUCUUUGCUGACAAGAGAAUAAUAAUAAUUAAUAAUAACUCAGAAUUAUGCUGUCAAAAUGGGAUCCUAUGUAUUUUUUAAAUGUUCUGAAAACUUGACUGCUGUUAAGAUAUGAAUCAUUCUGUGUUACUAUAAUGGAAUAGAAAUUGAUACUUUUGUAUGGACAAAGAAACCAAUUGCACUUGUAACGCUGUCCUUGCUUUCCUCUCGGGCCACUCUGCGGGGAUUUUCAGCCUCCACGAUUUUCAGGCACUGUGGUCUCUGGUCACCUGUGCAAACCUAGUGCGACCCAACGCGCGGAGGUGUGAGGGCGCCCGGCAACGGGGACAGGCGUACUUCAAAGGGUUCUGUUUUUUUUCUUAACGCUUUUACUUUUUGUUGUGGUUCCAUUUGCCAAGGACUCAGGACAAUAAAAGCAUUUUCUAUUUUUAGUCUAAACCACAAAUGAAA
Molecule: messenger RNA, 2866 nt
Organism: Cavia porcellus (domestic guinea pig)
Lineage: Eukaryota; Metazoa; Chordata; Mammalia; Rodentia; Caviidae
Gene: Fam81a
Product: family with sequence similarity 81 member A
Exons: 9
Coding region: 229-1323 (364 amino acids)
Source: RefSeq, a predicted model, not a curated record